GCGGAGCUCGAUAUAAUGGCAAGAACCAAGCAGACCGCCCGUAAAUCUACUGGUGGGAAGGCCCCCAGGAAGCAGCUGGCUACUAAGGCUGCUCGUAAGAGCGCCCCGGCCACCGGCGGUGUGAAGAAGCCUCACCGUUACAGGCCUGGCACUGUGGCUCUGAGAGAGAUCCGCCGUUAUCAGAAGUCCACAGAGCUGCUGAUCAGAAAGUUGCCUUUUCAGCGCUUGGUGCGGGAGAUCGCUCAGGAUUUCAAGACCGAUCUCCGCUUCCAGAGCUCCGCCGUCAUGGCCCUGCAAGAGGCUAGCGAGGCGUACCUGGUGGGUCUGUUCGAGGACACGAACCUGUGCGCCAUCCACGCCAAGAGAGUCACCAUCAUGCCUAAAGACAUCCAGCUGGCCCGCCGUAUCCGCGGAGAGCGAUGUUUUGUGUGUGGUCAUCCUCUAGUCCAUCAUCAGAUUAUUUUCAGGAGGAAUUUAUUAAAUUUCUCAGAUUGUAACAUCUUGACUGAUUGCUGACAUUAUUCAAGAUGGGAAUAAAUAUACACUGAUCAGUUAUACAUUUGUACCUUUUCUAGUUCUUCUACAAUCGUACCUUUUUCUAGUUCUUUUUUUUUUCUUCCAUACAGCAAAAGUAAGUACGCUCACAAAAAAAGAACAGCAGCGGACCUUAACGUCAUGGCGAGAACUAAGCAGACCGCCCGUAAGUCCACCGGUGGCAAAGCCCCAAGAAAGCAGCUGGCUACCAAAGCUGCUCGUAAGAGUGCUCCGGCCACCGGCGGCGUCAAGAAGCCUCACCGUUACAGGCCUGGUACCGUCGCGCUCAGGGAGAUCCGCCGCUAUCAGAAAUCCACGGAGUUGCUGAUCCGUAAGCUGCCGUUCCAGCGCCUUGUGCGGGAGAUCGCUCAGGAUUUCAAGACCGAUCUUCGCUUCCAGAGCUCUGCCGUCAUGGCCCUGCAGGAGGCUAGCGAGGCGUACCUGGUGGGUCUGUUCGAGGACACGAACUUGUGCGCCAUCCACGCCAAGAGAGUCACCAUCAUGCCUAAGGAUAUCCAGCUGGCCCGCCGUAUCCGCGGAGAGCGCGCUUAG
This is a messenger RNA of Pygocentrus nattereri (red-bellied piranha), 1086 nucleotides long. RefSeq lists its product as uncharacterized. Lineage: Eukaryota; Metazoa; Chordata; Actinopteri; Characiformes; Serrasalmidae. Gene Ontology annotation, molecular function: structural constituent of chromatin; DNA binding; protein heterodimerization activity. The record is from RefSeq and is a predicted model, not a curated record. Gene Ontology annotation, cellular component: nucleosome. The transcript has 7 exons.